CAACGGUCAGUCCCAAAAGGCCUUCGAAACUGACCGGCUGGUGAACAUUCUUCAGUUACUCUUCUUCCAUGGCUUCUUCUCUCUCACAUUCUAGGGUCAGGGUAAGGGUUUUGCUUGAUGGACGAACCAGAUCGAACUUCGGCACUACAAGCCUCUCCGUCGUUGCCGGUCGACGCCGAAUUUUCAGGCGCCGUAACGACGCCGGCCUCCUCUUCCGCAGUCCGAGAAGAGGAACAGAGAGGCGUUUCUUCUGAUGGAAACCGUUCAAUGACUUCACAAAAUGGGGAAACAUCCACAGUGGUCAGAGAUGAUACCUGCCCUCGCAUUGUCCUCGUCCUCGCCUUUUGGUUCUCUGUUUCGAUGACUAUGAUUCUGGGGUUGUUUGGUUCUGUGACUCUACAACUUGGCCCCAGUUCGUCACUCUUGAUAGCCCCUAAUCCCUUUUUUGUAGAGUAUAUAAAGGUGGAGAAAUUAGAUGAAGCAAAGACUGGACCUCUUUUGUAUGGACUUCACAAGAAUCCCCUGCGUGAUGUUCCAUUUACAUGGUCUGAAACUCAUAGCGCCUCUCUUCCCCUUGAUUUUCACAAGGAAUGGAUAUAUGUACUGAGUGAGGGGUCUCAAAUUAAUAUCUCGUUUCGUGUCAACUCCUCCUCUUCUCUAGUUCUUGUAAUUGCGGAAGGAAGUGAAAGUUUUGCCCAGUGGCUUGGGGACCCAUCAUAUCCUAAUACCACUUUGUCAUGGAACAUUAUUCAUGGGAGUGGUAUGAUCCGACAGAGCAUCUUUAGAUCUUCCACAUACUACGUUGCUGUGGGUAACUUGAACUCAGAAGUGGUGGAGUUGCAAGUAAACCUCAGAGUGAAGACUUUCCUGUACAAUACAACUGAUGCAUAUUACAAGUGCCCUGUGGCUCAUGGCCCAUGUCAGUUGAAAAUGGCUUUCCCCAAGGGAAAUGCUGCUGUCUUGACCUCUCCCAGUUCAGAACAAGAGCGGACUUCGAGAAAGAUGAUUGGCAGUGCUGAAGAAGGAUUGGGGCUCUAUCUCCUUACUAAGACCAACUCCGAAGAUAAUCUAGGUAUGACCCAUCUGUGGAAUGUGAAACUAUCAUAUAGACCUAGAUGGAUCACAUAUAUUGUCAGCAUAGGUGUAAUGUCUGUCCUCAUGUUGUUGGCCUUCCACUUGUUGGACAAUAUCCCCUGUAUCCGUGAAGAACAAACCAGAUUUUAUGGGGAGAUGAGAUCAGAAAGAGUCCCUCUUCUUUCCCAAAAAAGUGAUGACCUGUCAAGUUGGGGUUCAUCUUAUGAUUCUAUGUCACAUGAUGACGAAGAUGAUCCAGGUUCACUGCAGGGGAAGCCACUAAAAGAUGGUGAAUGCAGCAAUAACACUCAUCGUCUUUGUGCAAUAUGCUUUGAUGCUCCUAGGGACUGUUUCUUCCUUCCAUGCGGGCACUCUGUGGCUUGUUUUGAAUGUGGGACAAGGAUUGCUGAGUUGGCAGGUACUUGCCCUAUCUGCCGGAGGAAGAUGAAGAAGGUGAGAAAGAUAUUUACAGUUUGAACAGCACGCAGAGUUCCUCAGAUGAGUGCUGCUUGGUUACCAGUUUCUGAUUUUAACUGAUUAAUUAUACACAUCUGCAUCAUUUACAUUGCUUUGCAUUGACAAAACUGUGAUCACAAGAAAACUAGAUGGCCAAGAUCUUUAUUAGCUCUGCUGUCUCCCUCCACCACAUAAUUCUAUGUAUUUCUCGAUCGAGUAAUCCCAAAAAAAAAGUUUUUU
Diospyros lotus (date-plum) is the source of this 1770-nucleotide messenger RNA. Its product is annotated as E3 ubiquitin-protein ligase APD2-like. NCBI's taxonomy places the organism in Eukaryota, Viridiplantae, Streptophyta, Magnoliopsida, Ericales, Ebenaceae. The transcript is spliced from 11 exons. The record is from RefSeq and is a predicted model, not a curated record. The coding region runs from base 118 to 1551 and encodes 477 amino acids.